Staurois parvus is the source of this 300-nucleotide messenger RNA. NCBI's taxonomy places the organism in Eukaryota, Metazoa, Chordata, Amphibia, Anura, Ranidae. The record is from the annotation of a GenBank genome assembly.
AACCAGGGGCGGACUGACAACUCAUGGGGCCCCCGGGCAAUAGGGGAUCAUGGGGCCCCUGUGUCCUUGCCCAAACUCAAAAAAGCCUAUGAAAAAGGUACCAGGGGCAUCUCAUGGGGCCCCCUACUGACCCCGGGCCCUUGGGCAGUGCCCGAGUUUCCAAAUGGUCAGUCCACCCCUGGGCCCAAUGACACCAAUGAAGGGGCACAAUACCUCCUAAUGACACCAAUGAUGAGACACAAUUCCUCCCACUGUCACAAAAUGAUAGGAGAUAGUUUACUCCCACUGAUGCUGGAACAU